GAAAAUUCGGAAACCGAAAACUGCACUCCGGAGAACUUCGAGUUUCACAUUAGUCUCGUCUCGUGGCCGGCAUUACUUAAAGUUUUCUAGUUAAAGUGCUCGUCCGAUUUAAAAUUAAACUUUAAAGAUGUAUCGUCUACCGAACGCCGUGAGAUCUUUGGCCAUCCGCAAAGCCCAUCAGCACAACCAAAUACAAAGAUGGUAUGCCAAAGACGUUAGAUUCGGUUCCGAGGUCCGAGCCCUCAUGCUUCAAGGAGUCGACGUUCUCGCAGAUGCCGUUGCAGUCACCAUGGGUCCAAAGGGCAGAAACGUGAUCAUCGAACAAUCAUGGGGUUCCCCGAAGAUCACCAAGGACGGCGUGACCGUCGCCAAGGGUGUGGAACUGAAAGAUAAGUUCCAAAACAUUGGCGCUAGAUUGGUACAAGAUGUCGCCAAUAACACCAACGAAGAGGCCGGUGAUGGUACCACUACAGCCACAGUUCUAGCUCGCUCGAUUGCCAAAGAAGGCUUCGAGAAUUUGGGCAAAGGGGCCAACCCGGUGGAGAUUCGCAAAGGAAUCAUCACAGCCGUUGAGAAAAUCACGCAGACUUUGAAAACCCUAUCGAAGCCGGUAACUACGCCCGAUGAGAUAUGCCAAGUGGCUACGAUUUCUGCCAACGGAGACAAGUCCGUGGGUAAUCUGAUCGCUGAUGCGAUGAAGAAGGUGGGCAAGGAUGGUGUAAUUACCGUCAAAGACGGCAAGACUCUGAGCGAUGAAUUGGAGAUUAUCGAAGGAAUGAAAUUCGACAGGGGUUACAUUUCACCUUACUUUGUAAAUACUACCAAAGGUGCCAAAGUUGAAUACCAAGACGCUUUGUUGUUGCUUAGCGAGAAGAAAAUUUCGUCUGUUCAAAGUAUAAUACCUGCUCUCGAAUUGGCCAAUUCCCAAAAGAAGCCUCUCAUCAUUGUGGCUGAAGACGUUGACGGUGAAGCUCUUACUACUCUCGUUGUAAAUAGACUCCGCAUUGGACUCCAAAUAGCUGCCGUUAAAGCUCCGGGCUUCGGAGACAACAGAAAAUCCACCCUUCAAGAUAUCGCAAUAGCCACAGGAGGUAUCGUAUUCGGUGACGAUGCCAACAUUGUAAAACUGGAGGACAUUAAACUAUCUGACUUUGGUCAAACUGGAGAAGUAGUCAUUACCAAAGACGAUACUCUUAUUUUGAAAGGUAAAGGCAAAAAAGAGGACAUCGAUAGACGAGUGGACCACCUUAAAGAUCAAAUCGAAAACACCACGUCCGAGUACGAGAAGGAAAAACUGCAAGAACGUCUGGCUCGUCUGGCGUCCGGAGUUGCUCUGUUGAAGGUCGGCGGUAGCAGCGAAGUGGAAGUAAACGAGAAGAAAGACAGAGUCACCGAUGCCCUGAACGCCACUAGAGCAGCUAUCGAAGAAGGUAUCGUUCCCGGCGGUGGAACCGCUCUCUUGAGGUGCAGCAGCAGCUUAGAUUCUAUUAAACCGGAAAAUAAUGAUCAAGCAGUAGGAAUCCAAAUCGUAAAGAGAGCUUUAAAAGUCCCGUGCAUGACUAUCGCAAGCAAUGCAGGUGUAGAUGGAGCAUCCGUUGUAGCUAAGGUUGAGCAACACGAAGGCGAUUAUGGUUACGAUGCCCUUAACAACGAAUAUGUUAACAUGUACGAAAGGGGUAUCAUCGAUCCUACAAAAGUUGUCAGGACAGCUAUCGUUGAUGCAUCGGGUGUAGCCUCAUUACUCACCACUGCCGAGGCCGUCAUUACCGAAAUCCCCAAGGAAGAGCCAGCAGCUCAUCCGGGUAUGGGCGGAAUGGGAGGCAUGGGUGGCAUGGGAGGAAUGAUGUAAUUCCGAUAAUUAAACCAAAUAGACUAAAUGUAAACCAGUGACAGCGUCUCGUGAGUGACAAAAACUGAAGGUUUCUGUCGAAAGUUUCCAUUUUCAUGUUUGGCAGAAUUUGUAAUUUUUUUAUACAUUUCUUUUUUAAGUUUGUUUGGAAGAUUCGUGUGUAGUUUUGUUUAUGUGUAAACACGAAUUGAAGAAUUUGUAUGAAUGUGUGAAAUUUAAAAUUGCGGUCGAAAGAGGUUUUUCAGUAAAGUCGAAAUCGUCAUCGUUUGCGAUGCAACUGGAAAAUUUGUUUUGAUCGCAGAACUGAUCUGCAUUUAAAUCUGAAGAUUGAUGAGAAAUAGUUUAGAAAUACCCG
Molecule: messenger RNA, 2204 nt
Organism: Phyllotreta striolata
Lineage: Eukaryota; Metazoa; Arthropoda; Insecta; Coleoptera; Chrysomelidae
Source: the annotation of a GenBank genome assembly